This is a messenger RNA of Stegostoma tigrinum, 1599 nucleotides long. RefSeq names its product transmembrane BAX inhibitor motif containing 1a (gene tmbim1a). The record is from RefSeq and is a predicted model, not a curated record. Gene Ontology annotation, cellular component: membrane; endoplasmic reticulum; Golgi apparatus. The transcript is spliced from 12 exons. The coding region runs from base 155 to 1144 and encodes 329 amino acids. Lineage: Eukaryota; Metazoa; Chordata; Chondrichthyes; Orectolobiformes; Stegostomatidae. Gene Ontology annotation, biological process: negative regulation of apoptotic signaling pathway.
CCCACACACCCACCCAGACAGACAGACAGAGACCCACCCAGAGAGACAGGGGCAGGGCAACCGAGAGCCUCCAGCCCUGAGCAGAAGCAGCAGCGGUCCUGAUCGUGCGCUGGACAGUAGCUGACUUGGAGCAGGAGAGAGUGUUUAGCGUGCAAUGACUCACCCGAGUGCUCCUCCAACUUAUGAAGAAUCAAUUAAUCCAUUGUACCCACCCGCGGGUGAACCUGGAUCCUGCCCUGCCUACCCCCCUGGGGGAAAUGCCCCUUACCCCCCUGGGGGGAAUGCCCCUUACCCCCCUGGGGGAAACUCUGCUUUCCCAUCAAUGUUCCCUCAUUCAGGAAAUCCAAUGGGACCUCCAAUGAUGCCAACAGUCCCACUGAACCCUGCCUGGCCAGGAGGGAACCCAGGUGCCUAUGGCAGCUCAGGGGCGGAACCAGAACCAGAACGUGGGAACCAGGGAUUUGCUGCUAGUUCCUGGGAUGAUCGGAAAGUUCGCCACACAUUCAUUCGAAAGGUUUACAUGAUCCUUACGGCUCAGUUGUUGGUAACUUUUGGGAUUGUCGCCAUCUUCACAUUCAGUGCUCCAGUGCAAACGUUUGUACAAUCUAACUCCACAGUUUACUGGGCAGCUUAUGGAGUGUUCAUUGUGAUAUAUUUUGUCCUGGUCUGUUGUGAAGGACCCAGGAGGAAGUUUCCCUGGAAUAUGAUCCUCUUGGCUAUUUUUACCUUGGCUAUGUCAUAUCUCACUGGAACAAUUGCAAGUUACUACAGCACCAAAUCUGUGUUUCUGUGCCUGGGCAUCACCGCACUGGUCUGUCUUGGUGUCACCAUCUUCUGCUUCCAGACCAAGGUGGACUUCACCUCAUGCAGUGGCCUGUUCUGUGUCCUGGGGAUUGGCCUGUUUGUCGCUGGGAUAGUUGUUACAAUCGUUCUGUCCUUCAAAUAUAUUCCAUGGCUUCACAUGUUGUACUCUGCAAUCGCAGCCAUUGUUUUUACUCUGUUCUUGGCGUUUGACACCCAGCUGAUCCUGGGAAACAGGAAACAUUCCAUCAGCCCAGAGGAGUAUGUUUAUGGCGCACUCAGACUCUAUGUAGACAUUGUGCAAAUCUUCAUCUAUCUUCUUCAGCUGUUUGGGUCCAGAUGAAGACACAAGGUGCAAGGUUGUUACAAGCAAAAUUCCUUGGCUUCCUUCAUUCUCGCCUUUCUUUGUCCAAAAUAACCUCGUGCUUAUAGAAUGUAGGAAAGACAUUACCUUCAGCGCAAUUAGAAUCGUCAGUUGUAGCUCCAGUUCUGAGUUCCCAGACUAUCCAGCCUAGUGCCAUCCUGCUCUCAGAACGGAAUUAAUUACAAAGUAGAACAGAAACAGCUGGAGAAACUGAGCAGGUCUGACAGUCUCUGUGGAGAGAGAAUGACACAGUGAAUGUCUCUGGUUAAUGAGAUUUGAUGAGAACUGGGAAAAAAACAGAACAGUUUUUAAACAAGCCCAAACUACAGGGAUAAUGAACAAAAGAGGGUUUGCGAUAAGCUGAAAAGUAAUUGAUCAAAAACAUUAACUCUGUGACUUUCUGAGCACCUGCUGAGUAUUUCCAACAUUUUCUG